AUGAUCUUUAUUAAUCGUUCAGAUGGAGUAAGUUCUUUGCGUAAUACAAUCAGAUUAGCAAAAAUUCGCAUCAGGGAAAACAGAAGUAUAAUAAUAUUUCCAGAAGGUACAAGAACAACCGCAAAACACGGUGUAAAAUAUCAGCCAGGUGUUGCUGCUUUAUACAACGCAUUGUCUGUUCCUGUAUUGCCUAUAGCUUUAAAUACUGGCUUAUUUUGGCCAAAAAGUAUACUUUCCUUGAGAAGAACCCCUGGAAAAGCGAUAAUAGAAAUAUUACCCCCCAUAUACCCUGGGUUAAAUAAGAAUGAUUUCUUACAAAAUUUAGAAAAAAUUAUAGAAGAAAGAAGUAGCCAAUUGGUUUUGCAAAAAAACUAA
This is a messenger RNA of Cinara cedri, 375 nucleotides long. The record is from the annotation of a GenBank genome assembly. Lineage: Eukaryota; Metazoa; Arthropoda; Insecta; Hemiptera; Aphididae.